Messenger RNA from Osmia lignaria (orchard mason bee), 11358 nucleotides. It is a transcript of the gene Mxd, whose product is annotated as MAX dimerization protein. Gene Ontology annotation, molecular function: DNA-binding transcription factor activity, RNA polymerase II-specific; protein dimerization activity; RNA polymerase II cis-regulatory region sequence-specific DNA binding. Gene Ontology annotation, biological process: regulation of transcription by RNA polymerase II. Lineage: Eukaryota; Metazoa; Arthropoda; Insecta; Hymenoptera; Megachilidae. The record is from RefSeq and is a predicted model, not a curated record.
GCGUGAGAGUGCUCGCGAAGUGCGGAGGUAUCAGGCUGUCGCUCGUUCGUCGGCUUGUCGUAGUCGUCGUCGUCGUCGUCGUCGUCGGGGGCUCGUGGGCUCGUCGUCGUCGGUCAGUUCGAGCCUCCUUUUCUUUGUCCUGACUAGCCCCCCCACUCUCUGCUCCGCGAAAACCUGUGCAAUAGUAGUGUUAGGCAGUGCCGAUCCACAGUGACCGUCUUUCUUUACGUCGUCGCUCAGCUGCGCCUACUUUAGUGUGCGAGCGAACGUAUCCGGCGUGCCAAAUGUCACUAGGUGGACGAUAGGGUCGAAAUACACUCGAUCCUCGACGUCGUACAUACGCACGCGUUUACCAGUGCAUGUAUACAACGUAGAGGUAUCAGAUCCGCGUUCGAGUGUUGUCAGAAACUGAAUGUUGUGAAACGAAGGUGAAGAAAGGAAGAACCGACGAAGUCAGGCGGAAAGAGAAGGGAGAAGUAACCUUACGAAUCUAGUGAAACGUCGUUGAGUAAAAGGAUAAGAGAAAAAAAUAUAAGUAGAGAGGGAUAAACUGGCUUGUAAGCAGACCAGGCUAGCAGAAGUAACGAGUAAGAGACAGACGCGAACGAGAUACUCCUAAAUCGAAAUUCUUUGCACGUGGAACAAACGACAGAGUGGAAACGGAACAGGAAGAAAGAUCAAAAUAAAAAAAAUAAAAAAAAAACACACACACACAUAUAUACACAAUUCUUGAUGCGUAUCACGGUUGGAGAAGUCUGGCCAUCGAUUUGCCGUCCGCGAAUCUAGUGCGCGUUUGAAAUCGUGUUAGCCUCGUGUGUGUUACGUGCACAUAAGCUAACGCAGCCAGCGAGGCGCGUGGACGGUCGAGAAAAGGAGGAAGAGGUGGCGGUGGAGGAGGAAGAGAAGAAGGAGUGGCGGUUGAACAGGCGGGUGGAGAGAAAAGUUCGAGAAGCGGCGGUAGCGCUAACCAACAACAACAUCAACAACAACAACAACGUAACAGAGGGCCGCGUUGUACGGGGCUGUUGGUGGUGCGCGUUUCUGAACGUUUCUCUCGCGUUGUGUGUCGUUGUGAGUGGCGGGAUUGCAGGGAAAGAGGUAGUGAACCGAAGCCGCCAGAAUUACGCCAAACCGGGGAAAUAUGAGCAUUGCUGCCCUAAUACAGGCCGCCGAGUAUAUUGAACGAAGGGAAAGAGAAGCUGAACAUGGCUACGCUUCAACGAUGCCGAUGCCCGAUGACAUGCGAACGGUCACAAAAAGGCCCAAGACGAAAAAAUCCCAGGGCAGCAGGACGACUCAUAACGAGCUGGAGAAAAAUAGGAGAGCUCAUCUCAGAAAUUGCCUGGAAAAGCUGAAAGUAUUGGUUCCAUUGGGUCCCGAAACGUCAAGACACACCACGUUAGGUCUCUUGACCAAGGCCAAGCGUUUUAUUAAGAGCCUGGAGGAGCGCGAACGCAAGCACGCGGUGCACAAAGAGCAGCUGUCUCGCGAGCGGAGGUUCCUCAGGCGACGGUUAGAGCAGCUGACAAGUCAGACGGGUCUCCACGGGCUCCACGGGCUGCACGGGUUGAGUUCGAGCGUCCCGACCGGUUCCUCUUGCGGGUCAGGAGCAGCCGCGGCCGCGGCUCUCCUCUCGAAACGUCGAAGCGUAUCCGAAUGCUCGCUCGGCACGGCCUCCUGCACCAGUUCCACCGCCAGCUCCAGGAACUCCGACAGGUCUGCGGGCAGUCCCUCCGUCUCGGAGUCCGAUGAAAUAGACGUGAUCGGUGAGUCGAGCAACCAGUCGGACACAGAUGAUCACAGCAGCGUGCAAAGCAGCAGUGACAGUGGUGUCGCAAUGUCCACAUCCAGGCUGACCCUUUCCGAAAUGAUGGACAAUCUUUAGGUACGUAUCAGACAAAGAAGAGAUGGCGCGGUGGCGGCGGAAGAAAGCGGAGGUGGAUCGUUCGAGGGCGAAGAAACGUGGGGAAAAGGGUUUGGAAGAGGGAGGAAACACGUGGAGGGCGAAAAGUACGGGCGAAGAAGCGGAAGAACAGAAGAAUAUCGGCUAGCAUGUACGCGGAUACGCAUCCCCUGUCGCGACGCUGAAGAAUCUUAACAGGAUGUGCAGCCGCGUACUCGAUCAGCGAGAUGAAGAAAUCAAGUAUAGAAGAAACCGGGCCAAUGGCGCCAAGUAAAUGGCAAUUAACGAAACUGACCAAUGCGAACGGAAGGAUACGGAAUUAUCAUCCUUGAUCGAAGGAUAUCGUCCUCGAGGAAGAAACGUUAGAGAAGUUGAAUUGGUCGCGUGUAAAUUGAAAGUUGAUCGAGAGCAUUGUACAUAUUUUUAAGGAAGACUAAAUUCUUGAGAGAAGAAGCAAAAAAGAAGAGAAAAUACAGCGUGAAGAAGAAGAAGAAAUGAAUUUCGAGCGUUUCUUUCUCGACACAUAAACGAAGAAAGCUGUCGAUUGGAACUUCAGCCUGUCGAUUUCAACGGAUCGACCGACAAAGAACGAGUCGAUCAAGGGAUAUCUCGAUCGGUGAUCGAUCGAUCGGACCUUAACUAAUCUACACGGUUGGUCCGUUGUGUACAAUUCGUGGAAACGAUCGGUGCGAACCGAUCGCAGUAUCGCGAAGAUCGUCUCUUUUAUCUGAUCUUUCUCGCCCGUUUCUUCGUGCCGAGUUUCAUCGAGACGAUUCCAGCUGACCCCGGGAGAAGAUUCAUCCGUUCUUGUCGACCUGUUCGACUAAAUUUCACGCCGCCGUCGUUCUUGCGAUCGUUUUUUGUCUUUUCAUUUGUCUUGCUUGCUUUUGCUUUCGAAGAGGGUAAACACUAUUGAUGGGAUCCAAGUAGGUUCGAAUUUAACCGAACAGUUUCGAAUAAUUCAUGAGUAUUUGAAAAAAAAAAAAAAAAGAGAGAUACCUGUGAGUGUAUUAGAAUCUAGAAGAGAUAGAUUUGAGUUUUUCACGAGUAUUCGAGUUCACAGAAUGAAACAUCGCUGUAGUAGUCUAAUUCCACGAAGUCAAACUUUGCUUUGGGACUCGACUAGGAUUCCUGAGUGCUCUCCAAUGCGAGAUGAACUUCUCUUGGUUAAAACUUGGGAAAAUUCUGGGGAGAACCUAGGGAAAAUCUAGGGAUAGCCAGGGAAAGACGGGAGAUCCCAGGGAGAGUCUAAGAAAAGCCUCACCUAGAACCUCCCCUCUUGAAACAUAAAUAACAUGAAGAAAUAAGGCGAACAAUGGGUCAUUCCAUCCCCUAAUUUCUAACCAAGGGAAGGCUAAAUUGCAGAUAUUAAACUUGAUCCCAUCUCUGGUCCACACAACGUAUCUUUCUGUCUUCGUCGUUUUUCCAUCCCCCGGCCAAAGAGAUUCGAUCGGAGCAAACCUCUCGUCGCCCGCGUUGAAGAAGGACCGACGGUACGCGAAGAGAAAACACUGGAGAAAUGAAAGUAACAUCGCGAUGUUUUCGCUUUCCGAGGGAAAUCGUGUUACGAGCGUGGUAUCUUUGCAAAAGAUGAGAAAUCUUUAUUUCGCGUGAACGAGAUUGAAAUGGUACAUGGAAAGAUGAAGAAGAAGAAUCUUGCUGAAUGAAAUGGAACAGGCUGGAUGAGAAGGCAUCAGUCAUUCCGGGAAGACCCUGUAUAUCGAAUUAGCAAAAUCAAGGGUGAAAAAGGGGGAUGAAGAGGGAGCGAAUGGGAUUAUUAUCGUUCCAGAAGGGAGGAACAAAGGGAGUUAAAUCGCGAAAACGAGCUUGCGAAGACGGAUUUCUUCGGCAACCCUUACGUCUAAUUAACAAAGACGAGUACACGCGCAAGGGAAAGGGGAAAAACUCGAAAGAACACCGACAAAAAAAUAAACAAUCACGCGCAUGCAUGCAUACACACACAUACAUACACGUACACGAAGAAAAAAAAAAUAAUAAAAAUGACCGAAAAAAAAAAUGAUGGAUAAGAGAUAAAACGAAGAAAAAAAAAAAUAAUAAAUAACACAUACACAGUACGAAACCCCGUCGUGUGUGUGUGUAUGUUCACUUGCACACGAUGGCACACGUAAUUAGAUUCUUUCUGUAUUAAUUAAGGGAGGGUUGGAGGGGGGAGGGGGGUUGCGCCGUGAUAUAUACGGGACGAGUAAUUCUUAAACGUACGCUCUAUUGUAAUUAAGUGAAACGUGUGUUUAACCUCGUUUCGUUGUAAUACACGCAUUCAAAGAGUACAAAUUCUGUAAAGUCCCUCGUUGCUUGUUCGAGGAUGUAACAGGACACCACCCACCACCUGUUGUUGUUGUUGUUGUCGUUCCUUUGAAAGAAACGACGAAUCGGUUUUACUUUGAAACGGCCAGGCAGAAGGGAAGAAAUGAUACACGCAGAGACAGCUGUCAAGUGUUAAACAAUGUUUCUGGUAUGUGUGUGUGUGUCUGUGUGCGUGUGCAUGUAUGUGUGAGAGAGAGAGAGAGAGAGGAGGUGGGUAUAGUGAACGCAGAAAUAUAUCUUGAUUGUUGAAUCAAUCAGUUUUGAAACAACAUGCGUUUAAUGAUGACACAGUCGUCUCUAUUUAACAUUUGGAAAUUAUUUGUAGAAUUUAUUUUCUAAAUUGUGUACAAAAUUUUGUAAAUAUUGAAAAUUGAUAUUGUACGGCCGUUCUAUCCGUCGUGUUUGUCGAAUGAUCGUAUUAACGAUCCAAGGUAUAUUUCUGCGGUUACUAGAAUUAGAAGAACGUCAUGACAGAGAACGUUUCGAAAGAAAAUAAGGUCGUACAUGGGUCCAAAGAGUUCCUUGAAGGGAAGAUCGAUCGACGAAAGAGCCUGUUACACAAAACAAAGGUGAACACGAAAAGAUCGACCGCCUGGUUAGAGUUUCCACUUUGCGGCUCGAGUGGAACUCUACCAGGAGAAAUCUAGAUGGUUAGGGUCCGGUGACUCGUCCCUCAGACCCUUUCGACUUCGUCCUUCGACGAUGAAAUCGUUUUAACCCUUUCGAUCCAAUACCGGUAUAUCCUGAGGUUCAAAUUCCUUAUCUCCUAAACUUGACUUAUUUUACGACCACCCUAUAUUGCUUCUACCAACUAUACACCCGUGUAUAGUUGGUGGAAGCAAUAUACGGUGGUCGUAAAUUAAAGUGUCCGUAAACUUUGAUCACGAAACUUAAAUAAUUCAAUAUUCUGACUAUAAUUAGGAAUCAAAUGUAAAUAUUUUGAAAGUUAUAACAAAAUUUCUAUCGAACGUGGAAGGUAUGGGGUUGGAAGGGUUUACUUCGAUCCAGAAAUCAUAUUCACCAUCGCAAAUUAAUGCUCCAGAAUCACUUUAAAGUGUAACAGGUUAAAAUCGAAGAUCGGUCGAUCGGGAAACCUUCUUGGAUCGAAACAGCGUGGCAGGAAUCGUUCGAGACACACGGAGUCGAGUUUUCCGGCUAGGUUUACGCAGACCAGAUAGACUGAUUACCAAACGUAACGAGUGAUCUCUGAACAAAAAAAAAAAAAAUAACAAACAAACAAAUAAACAACGGUUUUAAACGGCGUUAGUUUGUAAGAAAAUGAUAACAAACGAAAAAAGAAAAAAAAUACGGAGGUUAACCAUUGGGGAUAUACAAGGAUCUCGGAAGUACGUUAAGGGGGUUGGGCGAACACACUUUUUUCGGACAGUUUUCUCGCACAGUACCCUUCGAUUGACCCUUGGAAAAUGGAUGCUGGGUUAUUCAGAUCCUACACAUUUUAUUCCUAACAUUUUUCAUUCAUUAAUUUUCCUCUAAAUUAAUCUUAAUUUAAAAAAUCUUCAAAAUUAGAAUUUCGAAAAUUAUUAUCUUUCCAUUGAUCCAUUAUUUUAAUAAUAUUAUUAGAAUAUUUAUAUUUAAAUUUUUCCAUAAACUUGAAAUAAAUACUAGAACUAGGUAUAAUGAUAAAUGUUUUUCCUCUCAUUCUGCUGUACUCGAUGCUGUACAAAAAAAAUAUUAUCAUUGGGUCACGUUUGACCCAGGAUCCGAGCCGAGGGUUAAACGAAACGAACGGGUGGUAGAUGAUUCUUCGACGAACAACGCAGAAAUCGAACAGGGACGACGGAAACGAUGUUCUCGUCGAUUAAAUUCGAGGAGGGGGUAAGAAGAACGCAAUCUUUUAGAACGACAGCCAACGUGAAAAAGGAGGAGGCAGUUUCGAAGAUUGAUCUUUCUACAGAAAAAGAACAAAAAAAAAAGAAAAAGAGAUGAAUUCAACUCGAAUCCCAUCAGGAAAAGCGACCAAGCCGAAUGAAAUAUUUUCAGCAAGGCAAGCCGCGAACUUUUUAACGUUAAACGUAAACAAUUACUCCCGCAGUCGUUGUUGUAUCAACAAUCGACCAUAUUCUAUAGUUGAAACGCAAUCAUAUUGGUUGUUGCAGAAGAUUAACCGCGGCCGAAACACAUCAAAUACAAAAUACGGUGGGACUCGAGAUAAGCAUUGAUCGAAAAGAGACGAUCACGUUGAAAUAACAGACGCAUUGUCAUUUCAGAAAAGUUCACGCGAUCGUAUCUCAGAAGAAACACUCGAAAAUGCCUCCUUCAACCUUCCCUCUAUCUUUUUUUUUGAAUUUUAUUUAAAAAAAAUAUAGGGUCGAGCAACGACGAAAACGGGCAAACUUUCAUUUAAUUUAUUAUGUAUUUAUUCGAGGGACGAGGAAAUUUUGAAAAUGAAUUUUGUACAUAAAAAAAUGGCAGUUGGACUGUUCUCUUCUUUUAAAGAAUAUAAUCAUGGUUCAGUUUGAAAUUUCUCUGAUUUCGAUUAUGUGUAAUCGUUCGAAUAAAUAUUGUUGGCUGUCGUUCGCCAACGCUGACGACGAAGGAUAGGAUGAAAAGGUUGAUUUUCAAAAGAUGGGGAACGAUUUUGGGAUACAGAUGAAGGGAUGAAUGGAAAGAAACGAGGGAACCACCAAAAACCACCACAAACCAAAAAAAAAUACACAUAUAUAUAUAUAUACACAAAAAUGAACAAAAAAAGAUGCAUAGAUUACACACAAAAAGUCUACAAAAUUAAAAAAAAAAAAAAGAGGGAGAGACCUGUUUGAGUUAGGUCUAGGGAGGACUAACGAGCAAACAAAAGAAUAAAUGAAAAAAAAACACAAAAAUAAAAACACACAUAAUUAACAUUUUACAAGUAAGUGGUUUCAUUAAGUGAUUAAUGAUGAAUGUCUCUUGAACGUGUAGAUCGUUGAUGAACGCACCUUUGUAAGUUAACUAUUCAUUUUCUUUUCUCUUUUCAUUUCUUUUUUUUUUAAUCAUUCGUGACUUUUGCUUUCGUUUUCGUCGUUGCCAUCCAGUCGUUGUACGUGCCGUAUAUCUCUUACGACAAACAAAAAAAAAAAAGAAAAAAAAAACAAAACGAGAAACGAUGAAUUUUAUCGUUUUAAAUCUGGGUUCGUAGUACCUUGUAGCGUGAUAAAGAUGUAUGUAUUCUAUAUAUUAAAUAGGGACACACUCGCCCGAUGUAUUGCAAAAGGGAACGCAGAAACGAAUCGAAAAAAGAAAUAUUUAAAAAAUCAUAAUUGUAAGAUGAAUUUUAAUUUUUUUGUUUUAAUGAAAUUCAGAGAGGCGAUCGCGUAUUUUUAAUGCACCCUUAACGCGUCGACCGUCACAGUAGAAUAAGUCAAUGUUUGGUCAGACUUACUAUAAUAUAGAUUAGUAACACGUUGAUUUUUAGUUUGUAUCAUAAUAUUGUUGGUAUAUCGCUUCAGUUUGAAUAGUUUUAAUCAUAAAUACGAUUUUAGCAAUAUUAAAAAUCAUGCUACUAUUUUAAUUAAAAUCCUAACGACGGUCAACGUGUUAACACUUUCCCUUCGUUUCUACUAAAACAAAAACCAGCCACCAUAAUUCUAUCUUCUCGAUUCUCGUGCAAAACGUGUAAACGCCUCGCGUCUUGAAAAAUAAUUGAACCAACGAUCGAUUCGCGUUUUCACACGAGAAAAAUUCCGUUGUUUCAAGGAUAUAUCGGGCCGGUAUGUUUCCACGAAAAUGUGAUAUUAAAAUUAACACGAGAGGGAAGCAUACGAUGAAGCGUAGAGAAGCGGAGGAUUAAGUUGAGAGGGAAUCGACGAGGAUAUUUAAAAAUAAAACAAAACGAAAAAAAAAAAGAGAAGGAAAAAGUGAGAGGGGAAGAAGCAAGUUUUUCGAGGGUUGGGGGUAGUUUGGAGAGGGUGUAACCGAAAAAGAUCGAUGCACCAACGCGUGAAAGAGGGUCAGACACGUGUGUGUAUGUGUUUUUUUUUUUCCUGUGUGAAAGAGACAGAGAGAAUGAGAGGAAAGGAGGAAGGGAUAAAAGAGGGAUUUUUGAAGAAGGGAAGAUAUAAGAGUAUUGAAUGGAUGGUUUUUAUCGUGAAUGACGGUUUGGGCACAGAUCACAACAGCAGCAAUAUGAAUUGAUGCAGUAUUGAGCUGACAAAACGAAUGACAAAAAUAAAAAAAAUACUUGUUACUCCAGCCGCUAGAAAUAUAUGUAAGAUGUAUAAUUCAACAAUGGAUAAUGCAAAAAGGCUGCGUUUCCGUUCUGGGCUCAAGUGUCUCGUGUUAUUAUUAAACCGUGCAAUUUGUUGUAGAAACAAUUUCGCCGAAUGCGUCGACUUGUUCUGAAAAUAUUUCUUUCAUACAUAUUGUUUUUCAUCUGAAAUCACGAGGACCUUUGAGCUCAUUUCGUGUAUCACGCGGCCGCCAGUCUAACGUUUAAGGAACCUUUAAGUAAUAACUUGAUGAUCGAUAACUAAAGUAAAAAUAAAAAAUAAAAAAAAGAUAAGAGAGAGAAAGAGCUAGGGAGGAAGACGAAGAGGAAGAGGUGGAUGAUGAUGAUGAUAAGGAGGAAAAAAAAUACAAAUAUGAAAUAAUAAUAUUGAAAAAAAUGGGUGUUAUUUUUAGAUGUCUAUUAGAUUAUCAGAACCAGAAAAACUAAAGGAUAAAAAAAUGCUUAAACAUAUUAAAAAAAAUGGAAUAAAAAAAAAAAUGAGAAACCUACUAUUAAUACUACUACUACUACUACUAUUACUACUACUACUACUGCUGCUACUACUUCUACUACUAUUACUACCGUAACUUGUAAUAAGGAUUUAAAGAACAUAGAAACUUAGUUGAAUGCGAUUUCACAAAAUGAUGCAACUUUUUGAGAAGAGCGUCCCUUCUUUUUACGAAUACCUGCUCAGGACGAAUCACAUGUACAGAGAGAGAGCGAGAGAGAGGAUCUAUUUUACAUCCUGAAUGUUUCUUUUCGACCAAAAUAAAAAAUAAAAAAAUAAAAAAUGGAACCAAAAAGCGCGACAAGAAAAAGAAAGUAAAAUGAAAAUAAACGAAACAAUCCUUCAAUAGUUGGAAUCAUUUUCUACCAAAAAAGAAAACUGAACGUGUCGCCCAGUCCUGUGCAGGUGCGACUAAUAAUCGUGGGCGUGAAAGAGACGAAGACGACGAAGGGCGACGAACGUGUAUCUUUUCCUUUUUUUUUUCCUUCCCUCCCAAAGAAGCAAAAAAAAAAUGUCGUCGUCUCCCUUCGUCGCGCUCAGGGACACCUUUUUCCUCGAGACGUUUUGCCGCUUUCAUUGUUUAGAUGAUUACUAUUUAACGACAAACAAAGAAAAAAAAAAAUACAUAAAUAAAUAAAUAAAUAAAAAAGAUGAUCGUACGAGGGAGAAGAGUUGUAAAAGGGAAAAGGUCGACGGGUACCUUUUUUUAAAACCGUGUGCACGUCCCGUGAACGCGUGUUGUCAUUGUGAGGUGGGCUUUUCUUUUUUCGAAGAGGAAAAAAACACAUCGACUACCACGAAAGAAAGAUAAUGAAUACACAACAAAAAGACACUUUCAAAAAAAAAGAAAAAAAAGAAAAAAAAAGAAAAUAUACAUUUGUAAACGAGAGCACGAGAACGUCGUCGUCUCUUGUUGCGCUCGAGAAUCGUCCAUCGCGGUUGCGUCUGGUCAGUUCGAAUCAUCGAUCAUCGGUUCUCGAUUCCAAGAUCGUUUGCAAUAAUCGUUGAUGAGAUUAUUACUAAUCUUUACAACUGUAGAUAAAAUAAAAACGAUCUCUGUUAAUCAGAUAAUCAAGAGUAGAAUCGUAUUUUUAAGGGUUGUCCAAGAAUCACCCCCUCGUGGCAGCGGUUUUAUCUUUCACACGCAGUGUCACCAAAGCGAACGAAUCGAUAUCCGCCGCUAACUUGAACAAAAAAUUGCUCCGUUUAACACUGAACGCGAAGGCUUAUCUUCAGGGUAGACUAUCCGGGUCGACCUUUGGGUGUACUCUUGGACAGGACUAUACUGGAAACAUUUCCAAGCUGAAAGAGAAAAUUACUCGAGGUUUCUCGAACUGGUUGCCCUUCGACUGGUAACCUCGACUGUCGGGAAUCGAUGAUCGCAAAGAAAUACGCGGGAAAGUAGCCAGAGACAAAGACGAAGCGAAGGCGAAAGUGCCAGGGUGGGUUACGAAGAAAGGUUUCACGGGUGCCGACGUUGCAAUCGCGCAAUUGCCGCGUGGCGAUACUCCUUCAGACGAAAAGUGCGGUCCUUUUCUCGGUCGUUGUUGAGCCACGGACAAAAAAAAAAAAGAAAGAAAGAAAGAAAGAUCUCUCUGGCUAAAGGCAUGGCAAGGGGAAAGAGAAUGGGGUAAGACGAGGCCACGUAACCGGCGUGGGCGAUCCUCGAGGGGUUCUAAACCGACGGAAACGGUCUUGAAACGAAGGGAAUAAGGGAGAGAGAGAGACAGAGGUGAAAAUUGGGUGGACAGGUAGCAAAGAAUUUUUCUGACGGUGUGUGGGUGUUUGUGUGUGUGUGUGUGUGAGUGUGUGCGUGAGAGAGAGAAAUAACUGUUGAGAACGAUAUAUAUCGAGAUAAAAACGGUCCUCGAGAUGCCACGUUGAGCUCUCUUUUCGCAAUGAGCAUUUAAUCAACGGUAGGGAUUGCUUUAGCGGACUUAAUCUUAAGAACCGAUGAAUCGCAACGAGUAUAUAAACGAUGAGAGAUAAAGAUGAUGAAAAAUUUGAGGGAAUGGUAUUGGAGUUUGAAACGAAUUUUAAAAAAAGGGAGGGGGGGAAUUUUAAGAUCGUGGAUAAAAGGGUGUGAAUGAAAUUGUAUCGCGAUGUGGGGUGUGAUUCGAAGAUGAUGACAAAAGAUAACGGGAGAGUGAAGGGAUGGAUUGAAAAAUUGAAAGAUAUAAAAAGGCAUGUUUUGUCAAUUUGUCAAUAUUUGUCACGAUUUGGUAUGCCUACGAUUGUAGCCUCCGUUUUACCGGAUGGAUGUAAUAUUAACGAUUCAGUACGAUUCUUAUAAUUAUUAUGAUUAUUCUUAAUUAAUUGAUUAAUUGAUUAUCCAUUAACACAGCUCGCGAAAGUAGGAAUAAAUACCGGACAGACAACAUGAAUCAGAUGAUUAAAAAAGAAAACAGAUAAGAAAAU